UAUAGCCUUAUACAUAAAUAAAGAUGGAGGAUUGACUAAUUUACAUCCUAAACACAUACAACUUAGACGUUAUUUAUUGAGAUGAUGGGCAUCUCUGCUCAUUGACAGUUUAUACCAUUCUCCCUAUAGUGAAUAAUUCACAUAGUUGGAUUGUUUAGUUUUCGAUAAUUAUGGAGGGAAUAAAAUUAGGUUCUCGGGAGCAGCAAUAUUAUGCUGAAUUAUUUCAGGCCUGUGAUGUAGAAGGAAGUGGAAAAAUAACAGGCCCAAAAGCAUCGGAACUUUUUCUUGCAUCAGGAUUGAAUCCAGAGAUUUUAAAGCAGGUAAAAAUAUACCAUGUUUUGAAAAUAAAUAACGGAAAUUUUUAUUGUUUUUUCUGUGCUCACUUUUUAAUUGUAAAGGCCCCUGCCCUCUAUUAUUGACUAGACCCCACUGCCACUAAAAUUAAUAAAUAAUAAAGAAGACAAAUAAUAUUAUAACUACAACAAAAAACAACAAAAACAAUAUACACUGAGUGCCUGAUACCAAUAUUAUUAGUAUAUUAUGUCUACUAACGUUAAAGUAAUUUGGGUGGGUGAGGUCAAGCUUUUCACAAAUUGUUUAAAAUUAUAAAACUUAUACGUUUCUUUAACUGUAAUUGCUAAUUUUUAUGUGAAGCACCGUGAGCCUAGCCCUAGGCUGGGGUACUGCGCUAUAUAAAACCACCUAAUAAUAAUAAUAAUACAUACAGGAUUGAUGGUGAUGACACCCCCAAUGAGUCUUUAACUUAAACAUAUAACUAUAUAUAGUUUCCAUCAAAACCUUUGCCUUGCUGGCUACAUUAGAAUUAACCCUCUUGAAAUGAAGCCCUAUUUAAGUUUUGAACUGUCUGUGCAAAGAAGAUGAAGCCCUGUAUGGAGCCAUGCACUUAAUUUGCAAAAAAAAAAAUUUAAAACAUAAACUAAUUACUUUACAAAUAUAAAAUCAACGUAAAAUAAACCCCUGGGACUUAAUAAGCAUUUUGGCAUAUUUCAAGGUCACAUAUUUUUUUUACAAAUUAUAUAGGGGUCACUAGGUACUAUAAAGAAAAUUGAUAUGAAAUGACUAAACAACGUUAACUAUCGAUGAAAGCUGCCAUUGAAAUGGCGAGAUGAGCAAGAAUGCGAGAAGCCAUCUGAUUAGCUGGUACGAAGAUCAGCCAGCCAAUCUCAAGGUUUUUAUUUUUCAGGUGGACGGAUCACUCUUUUGUCUUUUCCCCCAUUACACUCUGGGCCCAACCGUCAAUGACAGCAACCUCUUUUUAACAUAUAACACUAUUCUGACUGCUGUUAACUAACUGCAAUAAUACCCAUCUUUUAAUUUGUGGCUAAUAAAAAAAAGUUAAUUUAAAUAUUCUUCUAUGGCUAUGAUUACUGUUGACAUAUAUGUUUACGAACUAAUUAAUCAAACAAAACUUACAAAUAAAUGAACAUGAACUACAUUCUGUUAUAUAAUUUGCAGACAUACAAAAAAAAAUUGAAAUUGAAUUAAAAAAAAAAAAUUAAUUUUUAAACCUAAAUUGUCAACAUUGACAAUAGUAUGCACCGGAGCAGUGGUUCUGAAACUUUUUUAGAGCCAUGACAAUUUGUGCUAUCCCAUAGAAAGGACUAUGCCAAGAAGUUAAGAAACAAGUGUUCAGAAGUAAGGGAGCAGAAAAAUACCAAAUUACUGUUCACAGUUUAGUGACAUUAAGAAAAUAUCUAAAUUAAGGGUUAAUUGAAAGAUGAUAUAAAUAAGAUAGAAGAAACAUUUAAAAAUACCUCUGAGGUUGUCAAUUGACCCCAGACAUGUUUUCAGGCGACCCUUGACAUGGUUGAUAGCUACUGUCCUAAGCGUAUUGGAAAUUAUGUUUUUCUUUAUACUCCCCAAAUCAUGAUUUAAAAGCACAAAAACCCAACUGAAAUUAAGUUAUGGGGAAGUAAAAUAUUUCAAAUUAUUUUUUUCUGGAAACAAAUGGCUAUAAAAGUCAUUAUUUGUAUUUUUAAAACAUAAAUAUGUCAUUAUUUAAUUUAUGAUCUCUCUUGAACUGCGAAGAAUGUCAGGCAUGGAAAAACACUUUAAAAAGUGACCCUUAUUAACUUUGUUUCUAUGGUACACUUCAAAAUUAAAAUGAAUGAUAAUAAUAAUGGAUUAUUGCUUUUUAAAAGCAAAACUGGAUAAUUGGUUUCAGAGCCGAUAAAAAAUUUUACUGUGACAUUCUUAUGCCUGAAAAUUUAUGUGCACUAUUUCUUUGCUAAAAUACAUCAAUAUAUUUUGUAUAAUGCUUACAGAUUUUACAAAAAGGAAAUAAGUCACAUUUUAAGUAGAAAAAAAUGUUAUUAAUUUAGAAAUCAUCUUCUUUUAAUUUUGAUUCCUCAGUGAUAUGGUUUCCUAGUUUUUCCCAUGAUUAUAGUAUUUGUAUUCUUGUUGAAUUUCACGAAAAAGUGGACACACCAUCGAAAAAUUUAAUAGCAUAAAAUUUGGUGCUAUAUUUUUUUUUCAUGCAUCUUUUUAUGGAGAAAUUUUCAGUAUCUUUGUUUUGUUUGACACAUGACCUGGUGGCCAUUUUGAAUUAAGAACAUAUUGUCUUCACAGUUUAAUAGAAAUUUUGUUGAUUAUUGUAUUUAUGUCUUAUAAAUUUAUAUUGACAAUUUUUGUAGACAAGCAUUGAAACACUCUAAUUUAUGUGUAUUUAAUUGCUACAAAAAACGUGGAACUAUCAAUAUGGUGUUUGCUGCCAAGCAGCUUCAAGAGAAAGGUUAGGAGCAAAAUACAGACCUAUAUUCCACAUUUAUCAACUUUAAUAAGGCUUUUGACAGGGUCAGUAGAGGUGGCCGUGGAAAAUCAUAUAGAAGUACGGAUGCCCAGACAAGUUCACCAGCAUCAUCCAUCAGCAGCAUGAUGGCGUGAGUGCAGGACAACAGCCAGUCAUCUCAAGCAUUCCCCGUCACAAACGGUGUGAAGCAUGGCUGUAUCCUGGCUCCCACACUCUUCAGUAUUAUGUAUUCUGCAAUGUAGUCUUAUGUGUUCAAGGACUCCAUCACGGGCUUGCCUAUCCAGUUUUGCACUGUCGGAUCAGUCUUCAACCUUAGGAGGCUUCAAGCUAAAACCAAGGUCAAACAUAACCCAUUACGGAGCUUCUGUUUGCGGACCAUUGUGCCCUCAACGCUGCCUCAGAAGCCGUCAUGCAACACAGCGUUGAUGUCUUCUCUGAGGCCUGCAAUAACUUUGGCCUCAUAAUCAACUCAAAGAAGACUGAGGUGAUGUAUCAGCCAGCUCCCAGUAAGCCCUUCGUUGAACCCAAUAUCAUCAUCAGCUGACAGCGUCUCAACGCGGUGGAUAAAUUUACUUACUUGGGCAGCACCCUCUCUAGAUCUGUCAUUACAGAUGAUGAAAUGAAUGCCAGACUCGCAAAAGCUAGUGCCAUAUUUGGCAGGGUCAGCAGCACUGUUUGGGACAGGAGAGGUAUUAGACGAGAAACAAAGAUCUAGGUCUAUAGUGCAGCAGUUCUCUCGACAUUGCUAUAUGGAUGUGAAAUGUGGACAGUCUGCCAGCGUCACGCCAAGAAACUGAACCAUUUUCACAUAACCUGCCUCAGGAAACCGCUCGGCAUCAGGUAACAAGACAAAAAGGUCCUCGCUAGAGCAAACCUUCCUAGUAUCUUCACCACCCUGAUGCAGUCUCAACUCCGUAUGGAAGACCACUGGCUCCCAAAACAGAUAUUCUUCGGAGAACUCACAAUAGGCUAGCGCUCUCAAGGAGGUCAAAAAAAGCGUUACAAAGACUCACUAAAAGCGGCACUAAAGGCCUUCAGCAUCAACCGUACUCAAUGGGUCAGACAGCCCAGGACAGAGCCAGGUGGAGAGCAGCUGUCAAGAAAGGGGAUAAAUCUCAUGAAGCCCGUAGGAUAACCGCAGGUGAGACACGCAGGCUAGUACAAAAGAGCAACAUUAGAUCACCGACUGCAGCAGCUAUCCCCUGCCCGCGGUGCGAGAGAUUAUUCCGAGCAAGGAUCGGUCUAACAAGCCACCUACGAGCUCACCGUAACCCACCCUCCCCCCAACUGGAUGACUCUAUGGUCCUAGUUGAUUUUGACGGACGAACAACAACAACUGCUACAGUGAAAAAUUUGUAAUUUUGUAAGAGAAUUGACAUUGUUGUUCUGUUUUUGAUUGCUUGCAUUCAUACAUGUCAGUUACAAAGUCAUGUUACGUCAAUUACAUUAUUUUGUCUGUGUUUUUUUAAAAAGUAUGCUUUCUGAGUAGUUUUUAAAGGUUUUCCUUACAAUAGGAAACACUGUAGAUAAUUCAUUUGGAAAAUAUAUUUCAAUGAAUGCAGAUUUCAGAGGAAAUCCACAAAAAAGAUGCUAACUCAAAUAUUAUGUCUUUUCUAUGUUAUGUCAGUUACAACUCCAAAAUUUAUUAUUUUUACUAUUAUGCUUAAUAUAUUUUUAUAAAUGCUAUAGUUUUAUAAUUUACCACCUUUCGACGUAAACCAUGUAUAGUUCAAUCGAAGCACAUUAAAUGGCGUUUUUCAUUUAUACUGGAUGCAAAGUGAAAUUAUUUUUUGUGUCAAUUACCCAAAAUUAUAUUUUUAUGAUGAAAAUCACCUCUGACAGCUUGGCCCAAUAUUCAACAAAUUAAUCUUUUUACAGAUAACUGAACUAUGUGGGGCAAAAAGGUUGGGUCAUUUUGGACGCAGUCAAUUUUACAUUGCCCUGAAAUUAGUUGCACUGGCUCAGUCAGGGCAGCCUGUCAAGUUGGAUACUUUAAACUCUGGUGAGUAGAUAUAAUCUUUAUUUUCAAUGACCGCUAUACAUUUGUGAUUCGGGCAACUAAGAGUAGAAGCCGCCACUUUCAAUAGUUUGUUACCUUGCUGCUCAAGCAGUAAUAAUCAGUUUACAAAAUGAAACAAUUUUUUCUUUUGUUUGUAACAUUGCCUGUACUUUGUGUGAGUUUGAAUGGACCUUGAUUAGUGAAAAUUGUGAGAGGAAGCGCAAGGAGAGUGGAGUGGAGAGAACGCAUGCAGAGAGUAUAACAAAUCUCUUGCUGCCCUCUCGGAUACUACAUUUCAGCUAAGUGUUAUUUUUUUUUAAAUUCUGUUUUGAUUGUUGUUUGUUCUCUGAUGAAGGCAUUUUGCCGGCACAUUUGUUGUUUUGUUGAUUUCCUUUUUUUGUCAGGUUUUCCCAUACUUUGUUUCACACAUUUCUUUUUUUUUGCUAAACUGAUUUCAGUCCCUACCCCUUAUUUGCAAGAAAACAGGAAGCCAGUUAAAUGCCUUUUAAAAAAUACCCAUGUCUGUCUACUCCCCCCCAUUCCCCCUCUCUCUCUCUAUCUUUUUUACCUGCAAAGUUUCCCCUCACGCAAAGCAGACCGUUUACUUUUCCCAGGUAUCAGAAAGCCCGUAAGACGGCAUAUACUGACAUGUAAUACCUCCACCCUCUCCCGCCCCUAAUCUGUCAGCAUUUGUCUGACUACAUGUACAUUAUUCCACACAGAUUACAUUUAUUUGUCUGUGGCAGGCUCUCUCCACGCGCCUUCUCUCCGCGCCACUCUUCGCACGCCUUCUCUCCGCGCCACUCUUCGCACGCCUUCUCUCCGCGCCACUCUUCGCACGCCUUCUCUCCGCGCCACUCUUCGCACGCCUUCUCUCCGCGCCACUCUUCGCACGCCUUCUCUCCGCGCCACUCUUCGCACGCCUUCUCUCCGCGCCACUCUUCGCACGCCUUCUCUCCGCGUCACCUCUCAAAGCUACUCUCCUCACGCCUCCUUAAAUCCUCACGCGCCCUCCUGGUUCCCCAUGCCUCUCUCCCCUCAGGCCUCCCUGCCCAGGUCUCUCUUUCGUCCACCCACUUUACUCAUCCCUGUGCACUGCUCUGUCUAAUAUUACAUGGCGCUCUCUGCGUGUGUGUGUGUGUGUGUCAUUCAACUUUCACAAAUAUUCUAAGGUUAAUGCUUGGCUGGGAAGUGGGAAAACAAUCAUUACCGAUCUGUGAUACGCACUUAGCAUUUAACGUCACGAAAGUUAAGUCUAUUUGGGAUAGGAUGAGAGCAAAAUAAUUCCAUGUCUUACUAAAAGUUGGUGACGUGAUAUCUUCCACGCUAAGACUAUCCUCGGUCUCUCUUUCAUUAUGGGCAAGUAAUCCCUGUAGGUUUUGAGUUUUCUUUUUAAAGUUUCGUUAUGUGUGCAUUACCCCCCUUAAGUCACCGCGGGGCGACCUGGCCUCCACUGUUCUGAGCCUGGUUGUGUAACCGCCCUUUCUGUUUUAUCUAUAACUAGUCUCAGCCCGCUAUCGUCUCACUCAGUCUCUACAUGGUCGCUAUUAUGGUGCUCUCUCUCUCUCUCACCCCCACCUCCCCAUACUGGGUAGCCCCAUCACCCACAAGGCCACAACUAACAGUUCUCAAACUGAGUAAUGUAGAAUGCUAUUUUUAAAUUUAAAGAACUCCCGUAGCUUAGGCAUGCUUGGUGAGAAAUGAUAGUGUUGGCCAAGUGUAAUGCAUAGUAUGGGCCAUAUGACGUGUAAUGGAUAGCAUUGGAUAUAUGACGUGUAAUGGAUAGCAUUGGCCAUGAGAAGUGCAAUGAAUAGUAUUGGCCAUAUGAAGUGCAAUGGAUAACAUUGGCCGUAUGACGUGCAAUGGAUAGUGAAGGAAACGAGAAGUGUAAUGGAUAGUAUUGGCCAUAUGACGUGAAACGGAUAGCAUUGGGCACGAGAAGUGCAAUGGAUUGUAUUGGCCAUAUGAAGUGCAGUGGAUAUCAUAGACCAUCUGAAGUGCAAUGGAUAGCAUUGGCCACAAGAAGUGCAAUGUAUGGUAUGGGCCAUGAGAAGUGCAAUGUAUGGUAUGGGCCAUGUGAAUUGUAAUGUAUAGUAUGGACAAUGUGAAGUGCAAUGUAUAGUAUGGGCCAUGUGAAGUGCAAUGUAUGGUAUGGGCCAUGUGAAGUGCAAUGUGUGGUAUGGGCCAUGUGAAGUGCAAUGUAUGGUAUGGGACAUGUGAAAUGUAAUGUAUAGUAUGGGCCAUGUGAAGUGUAAUGUAUAUGGGUCAUGUGAAGUACAAUGUAUAUGGGUCAUGUGAAGUGCAAUGUAUGGUAUGGGCCAUGUGAAGUGCAAUGUAUGGUAUGGGCCAUGUGAAGUGUAAUGUGUAUGGGUCAUGUGAAGUGCAAUGUAGGGUAUGGGGGCAUGUGAAGUGUAGUGUAUAAUAUGGACAAUGUGAAGUGCAAUGCAUGGUAUGAGCCAUGUGAAGUGCAAUGUAUGGUAUGGGCCAUGUGAAGUGCAAUGUAUGGUAUGGGGCAUGUGAAGUGUAAUGUAUAUGGGUCAUGUGAAGUGCAAUGUAGGGUAUGGGGGCAUGUGAAGUGUAGUGUAUAAUAUGGACAAUGUAAAGUGCAAUGUAUGGUAUGGGCCAUGUGAAGUGCAAUGUAUGGUAUGUGCCAUGUGAAGUGCAAUGUAUGUUAUGGGCCAUGUGAAGUGCAAUGUAUGGUAUGGGCCAUGUGAAGUGCAAUGCAUAACUUACUUUAUAAACAAACCACUGUCCACGAUAUUGUAAAUAUAAGUAAUUACAGUAAUAAAAAUCAAUGCAGAUUACACGAAGAACAGACUUGUACUGGUCCUCUACAGUGUAAUAAGUAAACAGACAAUGCUGGUAUUAUUUAUGAUACAUUUAAAGGCAAGACAUGGCUGUAUGUGUGCAGGCAAAUUACUUACCAAUUAUAUACAUUAAAUUGUAUCCCUUUGACAGGCCCGUUUAUUGAAUAUAAUACUGGACCAUAGAAGAACAUUGGUCGGGGCUGUAUGGAGAUGCUGGAUCCCCUCCAACCUAAAAAAAUAAAUAAAAAAUACUAAAAGAUUUUUCGUGACUUGGCCUGUGGCGUGAGACCCGUUGCCAUCAACUGGUGUAGCCCACUUGAUUACAGUAACGAUCGAGUUCCUAUAUUUGGGAGCUCUCAGUGAACUGUUUUAGCACAGACUCGCUGGUGUGGAGGCGACCCUAGGAAUGGCACUGGGCUGUUUUCAUGAUAUCGAGUUUCAUCCACAGAAACUCGACCAACCUAAUCAAUAUUGCAAAAGGUGAUAAAUUGAGUUAUCGCAUUAUAGGACUGUUGGUUAUCAGGAUUUGAAAACCCAGGAUUCUAACAAAUAUUAUUAUUGGUGAACGCCGAUUGUUUCUUUCUUUGGGUGUCUUGUUCUAAAUAAAUAUUGCAUGGGUCCUCAAACUUUUUUAAAAUUAAGGAUCAUUUCGGUGCCCAUUAGACCAGCGGUUCUCAGCCUGGGGGUCGCACGACCCUUUCCCAGGGGUCGCCUAAGACCAUCUGAAAACACAUAUGCUCAACAGUUACUAAGUAGCAACGAAAAUAAUUUUGUGGCUGGGGGUCGUCACAACAUGAGGAACUGUAUUAAAGGGUCGUGGCAUUAGGAAGGUUGAGAACCACUGCCUUAGACUCUUGGGGGCCCGGUUCACUGUCUCUCAGACACUGUUCGGGGUCGGACUAUUGUUUGAAAAUAAUAUGAACAAAUUCCUAUGCACAAGGCACAUAUGUCGAAUGUGGUGGAAAAACAAUACAAUUUGAAAAAGGAAGAACCCUUUUAAACAAGAUCAAUUUUUGUUGUAUUUCAAUGGGAAGUAUGGGCCUGACUUUUGACAAAAUAGAUCAGCACUAUCCGUUUCCAUAUUUGUCACUGCUACCCGGGUACCCGUACGGCGGCCAUGCGGGCUGGGUUGAGGACACCUGGCGGCCCUGAUCUGGCCUGUGGGUCUUAGUUUGAGGACUCCUGAAGUAGUGGGACAAGAUAUGUUUAGGCUUGACAAAGAAAAGAGAAAACAUCUACGUAUACUAUUUGAUAAGCAGAGCCGUCACGUGACUUUUUGAGGCCUCCGGCCACUUUCCAGGUUUUGUAUCCUCUUCUUUCAAAGUCGGAUAGUUUCAUUUUGUACACCGAAUGCCACCGAGACAGCUCGUCAAUAAGCCUCCUCUUGUGAGAAAUUAAAAAUUUUAAACAUGACUUCAAUGUUAAAAGACCCAACUUGCAACGUGUUUUAUAUAACAUACCGAAUGCAUUAUUAAGCUUGUGUAUUGAGUGGGGAAAUAUUUUUUUUCUAUGCUCAAUUAAUUGCUAAUAAUAGUUUUCCCUAUUUAUUGUUCACCCACUAAGAGAUGGCAGUGGUUGGGUAGUCACUAAGGGGGGGUGGGGGGGUGUAAGAAGAAAGAACAGGGCACAGAGCUCCAGACUGGGAGGGUGGGUAAAAAAGGGCAGAAAUGGCACUAACAAUCAGGAUGAACAGAAAGAGAUGGUGGGUGGAGGUGGAGAUGCACACCAGUUUAGUCUGACAUCAGUAAUUAUACUUCUGCAAACACAUCUGUAAUAGAGUUAUUUCACCUUUAGUAACCAGUUUGCCAAGUCACAUCAGCAGUGAAUAAAUGAUAGAAACACAUUAGUGGAAGGGUUUUAAAUUGCAUCAGCAUUAAUGUACUGGUUUGGGGAAUGCCCCCCUUUGUUCCUUAAUCUUUUAGAAUCAGAUGUGGGAUACACAGGGGUGACAGUGGCAAUAUACUUUGUUUUUACAUGGUUUGGAACCUAAGUCAAGUAGGUACUACAGUGACAUGUAUAUGGAUGUGUGUGCAGUUGUUUAAUAUUUGGGAAGCCUCUUCCUCUAGUUUUUAGUGUGUGAUUAAUUGAAUGAGGAUGUAAUUUGAAGUUGUCUAUAUUAGCCAUUAUUAGCUCUGUUUUUUUCCCCCUUCUUACUAAUGAGUUAAACAAGCAGAAUUAGUUUGAAACAUCUAACAGUGGUGUGUGGUUCACAGGUUGGACAUUUCCAGAUAUGGAAUAAUAAAAAUUUUCCCCUGUUUCUAUUAUUUUCUUGAUGCUAGGCGGUUGAUUGUAGUUUUAUUUCAAAUGUCCAAUGUUUGCUGUGUUGAGAAUCAUCCAAGUGAUUGAAAGUCCACUUGAUAGCCUUAAAAAAUACUUGUAUUUCUGUUGAAUUGAUAUUUUGUAUUUAGUCCAGAGUUACAGGUUGGAUAUAGUUGUUAAGUUCUACCUUAGUUCAGGAGGUCCAAAUGGGAUUGGACCACAACUGCUCUAAGUCAAUAUAAAAUUGACACUCAUGUAAUAUCUGUUUAGUUUUAUGGUACUGAACUGUACUUUUAUACAUGGACAUAAUUUAUGUGCGAGAAAUUAAACAGCUAAUUUGAAAUUUUUAAAAAAUGUAAUACGAAGGAUAUCACGACAUAUUUCCCAUCACAAGUCAGUGAUCUAACUUGUCUAUCUGUCAUUUCUUGUGCUAGUAAAAUUUUGUAUGAGCAUCAGGUGAAAUAUUCAUCAUGAUUUUAUUCUACAUUUCAGGGAAAGAGGUUCCACUGCCAAAGUUUUCUUCUAAAGGAAAUGAUCAAGGUAAGCUAGUGAAAUAUAAUUGGCUAACUGGAAAGUCAGCCAUAAAUAAACUAUCAUUUAUCAUGUUUAUUUGUAUGGAACCACAAUCCUUCCUUGAUCAUGAGGUCCAGACAGGUCCCUGUCAGAUCAAACAUUUAUAUUCUGGAUACAAAACCAAUCAAUAUCACAUGGAUUAUAUGCUGACACUAAUUUUUUUGUAAAUUUCACAAGUUUCUCCCUUCCUUAUCUUUCCUCUGAAAAAUGUAUUGUUUUUUUUCUAUAAGUGUAUUACUAUUUUCCUAAAUGUGUGACUGGGUGAACAGGAGAAGUUAGUGAGAAUAUUGGUUAGUGGAAUCUGAACUUUUCUGUUCCCAAUUUAUUAAGAAUGAUAACUUUUUUAAAAUGUAUUUUAUGAGUUAAAAAUUUCAGUUCCAUUCAAUAUUUGUUUCAAUAAUCUGCUACUCCAUGAAAUACAAAAUGUUUUGGGUUUAAUUCCACCAGCUAGUGGGUGUGGACCGCAGGUGCACUAAAUGAUAAUUUAACUGUGCUCACCUUUUGUGUUGCCAUUUUCUAGUGGUGGGGGAAACACAUGAACUUGUGACCAAAGCAAUCCUUGAACCAAGCAUCAUUAACCAGGGCAUUAAGUGAGAUUGAUUGGACCACAUCCCAGACACUCUAACUAACCUCUGACCCUUGAAGUGUUAUACCAUGACCCAAUUUCCUCAGUACAAAUAGUAAGCCAACCAUUUACCAUCCCACUUGGGUGUAGCAUAUCUACACAUUCACUGAUCCAGCUCUGUUGAUGGUUUACUAACAUCAACCAGGAUUUGUAUUGUCACAAUGUGUGUAUUGAGAUGUGACCAUGUCCCUGGGGUAGCUCUUGUCUAAGUUUGAUUCAAGAGGUUGUGAAGUUAAUUGUUAACAUUAAUUUUGCUGGAUUUGUUAGUAUUAGAAUAUAAUUGUAUUUUGUUGUGACAGUGUUAUGGUAUUGAUAUCAGUAUAUAGAGAUGUGAGGCAGUGUUAGUGUGUUGGUGUGUAUGUUUCAGUAUAUUUAGUUGUCAUACAGUGUACAUGUAUUGAGGUGUGACAAUAGGGUUUAAAGGCUAGUCUAAGGAGUGAUUUAUUUCAAAUUUGUUUAUUAAUUGACAAACCUAUUGUUAUUUAAUUUAUUGAUCCAUAAAAUAAAGAUUUUUGAACAAAAAAUCAUUUUCAUUCUCAAACCAUCUGAUUGAAAACAAAAUUGUAUUAAAAAAAUUCUACAGAGUUAUUAUAUUGUAUUUGUAAGCUUAUUUUGCAAUUCAAUUUUCUUCAUGUUUAGUACAUGAAUAGUAAUAAAUGUAAAAUGAUAUUCUGAAAUGUUUCUUAGAAUGUUAAAUUUAUUCACGUUCUUGACUCUUUAAUGUUUAGUGGCUUUGAUUUCACAACCUGUUCUAAAGAGCAAGCUAUGUGAUCAUUUCCUCAAGUUUGGUCCCAACUACUGUGCUUUAGUGUGACAGCUGAGCUAGUACAUACCAUGUGUGCUGUUGGCUAUUGGAAUGCUGUAUUUGUUCAUUUUAGGCUACAGCUGUUGCAUCAAUGUUUCUUUCUUGUAUCAUUGCAGUGGUGUCAGACAGGAAAAAGUCUUCAGGGGAACCAGACAGUGUUGGACCUGAAAAGUGAGUGUUAGAUUUUGUGUUAACAUGGCUAGAGGUGUUUUUUCCUUAAACAUGGCUAGAGGUGUCUUUUCCUUGUUGCUUCUAUAUAAAACAUCACAAGAUGUAUAGUACACAUGGCCUUGCAUGUUUAGUUUACUUUCUUUGACAAUUUGUUUCAUAUCAGUUCAACUGGUUGUUUGCUGGGGUGUUGAUUGUUUCAUAUCAAGUCAGCUGGUUGUUUGCUAAAAGAUGAAAACAUACCGUUGUCUUGGCUAUGGGGAUGAUGGUAUUAAGGUUAUCAGGGUUUAAUGGGGGUUGUCAUGAUUAUUUGGAUUUUUAAUAAAAGGGCAGUUGGAAUAUAAUUAUACUAUUUCCAGGGUUCUUAGGGUCAUUUUGAUUAUAGUAAUAGAGUUGUCAUGGCCAUGGUUGAGUAAUCUGGUUAUAAAAAUAGCUAUAUAGUUUUUAAUUGUGGGGAAAAAAAAAAAAUUAAAGGAAAAAUAAAGAAAAACAUUUUUUUUAAAACUCUAAAGAAAUAAUCAGUUUAUCAUCAAAUAUUAUAGAAGAGUAAGAUAACUCUAAAAAAAUUUUUUUUUUCAGUGGAAAAUCUUUUUUAUGGUUUGUUUGGAAAUAGGAAUUUUUUUUUAUAAAGCCUUGUAUUACAAAUAACAGUUAAAAGUUUGUUAAAAGUAAGUCAUGUUUUCAAUGCUGAAAAGGGAUAUGUUUUUAAAUAAAAAAUUCAAAAAAGUUCACAAUUUUAAGCAUUUGAAAACUUACAUUAUUAUUCUGCCAUGUUUUGAAAUGUUCAAUGCUUUAUGAUAAGUAACUAAUGCUCAGUAAAGUUUAAUUGCUGUUGAGGCGCAUUUCACUUCAUCAAUCUGAAUAAGCUUUCCAGUAAAAACCGUUAAACAAAUGUGUAAUUAAAUGAACUUAAGUAUAGUAUAAUUUUUCAGACACCCUAUUACAGUUCUUAUGAGUGAUUAUUUCAUUACAAAACUAACAUUUAAUAGAAGUUUAAUUAUUUAUUUUUACGUGAAACUACUUUAAGUGAAGGAGUGGCAUUAUCCUUGCAACACUUUGGAAUGUCUGUUUAAAAUCCAGCCUACAUUAAUUGGCUUUUGUAGAAGGAAAUUAAUAGGAAAGGCUGCUAAUGACAUUGUUAACAGUAAAAAAAACAAUUAGUGAUUGUAAUGGAUAAAUAGUGUAUAGGCAAAGAAACUCUAUAUCCUAAAGGAAAGUAACUAGAUAUCAGUUGCUGACAUUGUUUCCACACGGGCUGAUUAGCUUUAAGAUGUCUAAUGUAAGCUAGAGGCAAAUGGGCAGGUUGACAUUUACUUCUGUUUAGCUGGCUAUAGCUUUUUAGCAGGACAAUGCAUGCAUUCAAUUUUGCUUGUCUAGCUUUUUUAGCAUCAAUAAUUUCUAAAUAAUCUGAAUUUUAAAAGAUGUCCAGUGCAGAUGGAAUGAAAUGAAAAUGUUUGGGUUUGACUUGUACAGAAGUCUCAGAAAAGUAGGAAAAUAUGUAGACACAUUACACAAUAGAUAAUAAAUAAAAUAUCAGAAAUCUAGUUUGAAAUAUUAAAUUAUGAAUGUUCAUUCAUUUAUAACAGGGGAUAAAUUUACUUUUAAAAAUGCAGCAUGAGUUAAUGGAAUAUGAUGAGGAGUUGUAUAAUUAUCUAAAACCCAUUGGAGGUUUUUUUCUUCUUUUCUUUCUUUCUUUUUUUUUUUUUUUUUUGUUUGUUUUGGAAUAUAAUGCAACUAAAUGCAUUUUUGCAAACACUUACUUUAAAUUUUUGUCUUUUCUUUAACAAAAAAAAAAAAAAAAAAGUAUGAAGCUGGGUGUGAUGUUAUUUGGUGGUGACCAAAAAAAAAAACCCAAUGUUUGCUCAUUCCUCAUCAUUGCAAAUAGGGUCUGCUGUUUACUUGCACUUAACUCUGUGUACUUGGUGUUGUCACCUCUCUAACCCUAGGCACUUCAUAACCACCACAGACCACUUUAUUACCGUACAUAGCUGUUUACAGUGAAUGUUGUGAGAUGUUAUAGUCACAAUUUUUAACUAAUUCCUUACCCUAUUCUUUUUUUUCUUCCUUCUGUGUCUUAUUUAAACUAGAUCUAAAGUUCUGAAAUCUAUUUGUGAAAAAAAAAAAAACCCAAAAAAUCCAAAAUAUGUUUAAUUCCAAUAGAUCUCAAACAACAUAUUUUCAAUUUAUCUUUUAAAAAAAUCUGUAAAACAGUGAAUUGUGUUAGAUGUUAUAGUCACAAUUUUUAACUAAUUCCUUACCCUAUUUUUUUUUUUCUUCCUUCUGUGUUUUAUUUAAACUAGAUCUAAAGUUCUGAAAUCUAUUUGUGAAAAAAAAAAAAAACCCAAAAAAUCCAAAAUAUGUUUAAUUCCAAUAGAUCUCAAACAACAUAUUUUCAAUUUAUCUUUUAAAAAAAUCUGUAAUAUAUAAUCAUCUGUAUAAUGGGAAAAUAUGUUCCCUUGCUUACCCCCACCUACUCCCCCCUUCUCCAAAAGAAAAUCUGCUGUUAUUAUGUGAUAUUGAUUUCUGAUGUUUUGAACUGGAGAGCAAAUUUUUCAAAGCUCUAUGUGUGUAUAAUGCUGAGUGUAGAAAAAGUAGAGGCUUGUAUUGAUCUUAAGUGUAACACAUGCAGAGAUGGGACAGUCAUCUUCUAGCCAUGUAGAGAUCAAUGAAUUCUCACAACAUGUUUGGAGAUGGAGAUUGACUUAGUCUCUCUAGACUUGGUGACAGGACUAAAGCACAUAUUUGAAAAGGUUAUUGUACAAGUUUAUCUAACUGUGGUUUACUAGAUUUCUUGAUACCUUUCUUUAAUCAAUAGGACUUUUAAAGGUACUUAAUUAAUACUUUUUUCAGCCACACCAUCACUUAACAAGAUUACUCAUCUGUACCUGUUGGUUGUUUUUAAUUGUAGAAUCAUUCAGUCCAUAACAAUAUGUAUUAACUGUUUAUAUAUUUAAACAAACACAGAUUUCUUACCCCAAAAUUUAUUGAUUAUUAGAACUUAAAAAUAUGCUUUGAUGUUCGAUGGUUGUAAGUGAAGUUUAUUUAUGGCCAUGGUCAAUCUAAAAAUUUAAUAGAUUCAAGUCCAUUCAAAGCAUUGCCAGAAUCAGGUUAAAUAAUGAUUUAUAAUGGAGUGUCCACAGCGUUUUCUCACAUUCAAGCCACAAUAUAUAAUAUGUAUAAGUAUAUAUACUUGAUAGUAUUAUUAAUUUUUUCCAGUACUGCAGUAGAUUCUUGAACUCAUUUAUUUUAUUUAAUUGACAGCAAAUUAAACUCUCAGUUGUCAGGACAACUCCCACCUCCUCCUGGGUCAAAAAAAUCUCACAGUCGUUCUCUGUCAGGCCAGUAUAGAGGUGUUGUGCCUGAUGCUCCUUCAGUGGUGACCAGUCAGUCAGGCCAAUUUUCUUCCCAAGUGAGUAAAAAAAAAAAUCUUAAAAUUUAGCUUAUGAACAGUUGUGAAAUAAAUGUGUGGUGCAAUAGCUUUGUUCACCUCCUCAAUAAUUUCUUCUCCUAUUCAUCGUAUCUGCCAGGUGUUAUUUAAUAGACUGAUGAAUUUUUAAAGAAAUGUAUUUUUAAAAUUCCUAUUAUUACUGAGCUAAGAUUAAUUUUAUACCAGUAAUAGAAAAACUAGCUUUAAUGAGUUCAUCUAAUAACCUUUUCUGUGUUAUGUUUAAGUUACUGCUCACAAUAGCUAUUUUAACGACUGAAACUCCAUUAUUUCACAGACAAGUUUACGGGAUGAUUCUCCGCUCAACUCCAAGUCACCCCCAUUUUCUCCAACACAGUCACCACCAACAUCUCCGGCCAAUCAGAAGCCUCUUGUGAAACAGAACACAGCACCUGCUAUGGUGUUUGCGAACUCGCUAACAAAUCUAGCAACAUUAUCCUCCUCAUUGCCACCAUCUACAACAAUGACCAGCAGUUUAGAUAGUGUGGAUGCUUCACGCCAUCUUGUCAACCCCAGUGCCAUGACCAGCGAGGGUGGACAUGUUAACCCGGUCGCUCUGAGUGACACAGUGGUUCCCUCCAGAGUUGUGGUUUUGCCAAACUCGGUCAUCCCCUCGGUGGGUCCUAGUCAAGUACACCCUCCGCAAAAUCCACAACUACCACAACAUCCGCAAGGUCUGGAAAAUGGCAACUGGACCAUGUUUGAGGAUGAAGAGAGUCACAGUGAGUUUUAUGUGUGUCUUAUCUGUGGACAGAUAAGUUUGAACAUGAAGUUUUUUUUAAAAAGAGAUAAUUAAGUUAGUUUGUUGCUCUUUAAAAUUUGUACAUUUCUAAGGGUCUUAUUUUGGCUAUAUCUCUUUUAUUUAAAUUUAAAAUGUGCAAUAAUGCUUACUUACAUUGAGCUAAAUAAUAAUGCUUACUUACAUUGAGCUAAAUAAUAAUGCCUACUUACACUGAGAUAAAUACAUCAGUUUGAUGUACCAUAACAGAAGUUCAUAUACAUAUUUAUUUUUAAAGACUCUUCUUAAGACUUAAACAAAAAACACAGAAAUAGUAAUUUCAUCUAUUGAAAGUAUCAGUCCAAAUUUUUAGUUAAACAUCAUUUCAUUUGGAGUGUGAUGUUCAUUAUUAAAUUUAUCUUUGAAUUUAUUCUUUUCAUUUUUUGUGGGGUGGGGGGGGCGGUGGGUAGAUUUAAGUUAAAUAUCUCAGCAAUUUGACUGUUAUAUCACUAUAAGAUUUAUGACCACAGGUUUCCUUUACCUCUCCCUAGAAUGAGAUAUUUUGUAGCUUUCACUUAAGAAAGUUUAAUGAGCGCCUCUUAUUUUCCCAGUGUUGAUUGGGCCUGGUGUCAAACAACACUAUAACAGCUUAGAACCGCCCAACUUUGAUUCGUCAUCCAUGUCAUCAGAGGCUGAUAGUGUGGAUGAUGUCUGGACCAUCAAUGAUGAACAGAGAGAGUAUUAUAUAAACCAGUUUAAAACAAUGCAGCCUGACCUAAGCGCAGUCAUAACAGGUGAGUGUUUGGCUGGUCUAGACACUUGCAACAUUUAUACAUGAUUGCUUUCAUAGUUUUUUGCAUCAUACUGGGCAUGUUCUGGGGUAUGUUCAUAUUGACUAGAUAUGCUAAUACCAAUGAAAUUUUUGUUUUAACAAGGGAAAUCACUGUCUUUUCUUUAUUGUUGAAAUUUAAUACAAAUUAGAUUAGAAUUGUUUUUAAAAAAAAGUAAAAAACAAAAAAAAAGGGGUGGGGGAGAGAUACCCACACAUUAGUGGUCCAACUGUGGCCAUUUGUUCCUUAUAAAUAUUUUUAAACAGACUGUUGAUUUUUUUCAUAUAGCCAUAUUCAUGUGUACAUUUGUAAUGUAAGGCAUAUUCGAAAAUAAAAAUACAACUCUGUGUCCCAGGUCCUGUGGCCAAACAUUUCUUUGAAAAGUCAAAAUUACCUGUAAUUGAGUUGUCAAAAAUAUGGUAAUUAUUUUUACUUCAUUUCAUUUUAUAUGCAUAAUUUAGACUUUCAAAAUCAUAACUUAAUAAUUAUUACUUCAUUGUUUUAAUGAUUUUGUUUUUAUUCUUUGUGAUAUAUCAAGAAAAUGUAAUCACAUUGUUUUUGUAAUGUAUAAUGUUAGUUAAAUAAUAAUACUCUGUUUAUUCUGUAUGUUAUAUACCUGAAAUUAUUUGCAGAUAAUUGACUUUAAUCUGCAUUAUAAAUAUAUCACUGUUCAAAUGCAAUGUUAAUACAAGUAUAGAGAUAAUUAAAUCCAUUUUUAUUAAAGCAUUUAAACAAAUGAUCUCAUAAUUUAUUGAGAGAAUUAAAAUUUCAAUAAUUAGAUGUCAACUGAUGUUAGCCAAUUAUGAUGUUUCCCAUAUCAGGCAGUUAUCAGAUCUUAACUUUGACGGAGCCCUGUCGCUUGAGGAGUUUUGUAUUGCCAUGCACUUGGUGGUGCUGAGGAGGAAUGACAUUGAGCUUCCAGAUCACUUGCCCAUCUCACUUAUGCCAUAUUCCACCUUAACAAGUGGUCAGUAGUACUUUAUAAGAUUAUUUGAUUGUUUUCACUUAUCUAUUCCUUACAAGAUGUUCUGAGACAAGACUCAUCGGGGGUAGCGUUCAAAGCAGAGCGGGUUAAAACUUUAAAGACAAAUCUAUCUGGAUCUUUUAUUUCUUUGUAUAUUCUUGCUUCAAAAACCAAUCAUUUCAGGCUGAAGAAGGGAUAUCGUAAGAAAAAUGUUCUCAACAUGUGACCCUGAUGAGCUAAAAAUAAUUAACUUAAAUAAAAUUGUUUUCCUGGUGUAUGAAAUACAAAUAAUAGCAAACCAGACUAAUUAAAAUUAAAUUUAAAUGAAUUUUGUUAAUUUCAGAUGAACCAUUUGCAGCUGACCUUCCCCCAGGUAGUACUCUGAAGCGAGCAACACCACCUUCUCCACAGUCCAAUGUCGCACAGGUUUGUUUAUCUUGCAACUUAGUUUUAUUAAACAUACUAAGGGAGUUUUAAUUUUCAAACCGUGCAAGUUAUUUAAUUUCAAUAUAACAUUUACAAAAAAAAUUAUGACUUUGAUAGCAGCUCAUUGUAUAUGGUGUUUGAUUUCAGUGGACUGCCUUUGGGAGAGAAUCACCAGAUUCCAAUGGAGUUCCCUCCCCUGCUCACCCAGUCAACUUUGAAUUUGCUAAACCCAGUGUUGAUCCAGUGAGUGAAUCAAAUUGUAGGGACAAAAUUUGAGACCAUUUCCUGGGGCUUUCAAUGUUUAAAUCAGUUCUAUAAUAUUUCAUUGAAAAUUUUUAAAAAAUGUGUUUAGGUGAAGUUAACAAUUUUGAAAUGAGCUUUCAAGUUUGUAAUAAUUUGAGAGUUAAUUUUUUUUUAAUUGAUAAUAUUGCAUUGUAGGUUUGGGAGUGAGAGAAAUUUACUUUAGAAACCUAAAUAUAAAAUUAUUGUGUACUUUGACUCAUGAUAAGUUUACAAAUCACAGAACCUUUCUGUUGAAAAACUGAUAUAAUAUUUAUAUGGCUGUAUUAUUUAUGUCCAAAUCCAUUGUUUGGCUUAAUCUUCUUAAUAAAAUAUUCUCUCCUAUUAAAAAAUUUAUAAAAUGCUAACAUUUUUAAUUCAUAUUUUCAAACAAGGGUUGGUCGUGAUAAAAGUUGUCCAAACUCAUAACAUUGCAUCAUGCCUCUCAUUUAAAAAAAAUAUUUUAAAAUUUAAGUGGAUUUCAAUUUUUAACUUGAUCUUAUUUCAAGCAAAGUUCCCUUUUUUUAAGUAAAAUAUAGAGAUUAUACCUUUUGAAACAAAAUAAUCAUGAAUGAGGGUUUUACUAUAUGAGACACAUAAAUUUCCACCAUAAUACUGUUCAGGACUAUUUUGAUUUUAACCUUUUGCACCAUUGAAUAUUGACAGGAGUCGAAAAUUGUACAGCCGGUUCCUGUUCACAAACUGCCAGAGAUGUUGCCUUUACAGAAUGAGGGAUAUGAUCGUGGUAGGGCAUUUUCAGGUAGUUUGGUGCUGGCUGCUUGCGCCAUUUCUAAUCUCUAUUUGUCUGCUGUCUCUUAGGUGUUCACCUUGUGUUGUAGAGUCAUUUGGUACCACUUGGUAAAUAUAACAUGAAAGCUAUACAAAAUUUCUUAAAUUAUGUUUUUUUCUAAAAAGUCUAGUCCUGUGAUUUAAAUAAUUUGAACCAAAGUAUUGGAAAAUAAGAUACAGGUUUUAUCUACAUUUCAGACCUUUUCUAAAUAUCCUAUCAUAUAAUUAUUUUGAACAAAAAGUCUUAAACCUUAGUUUGAUCGCAGCCAAAGCCAAAAUAUAGAAAACUAUAGACUUGCAAAAAUAUAGUUAUUUUAUUUCAGAGUUAAUGUGGUGUCUGACAAAAGUAAGAAGCAGUUGUUUUUUCUAGGAAAUAUUGCAUCCAAAAGUUGAAAUUCGUAGUAAAUUUGACACCAAAUCAAUAAAAUUAUAAUUUUCUUUAAUUCACUAUAUGAGGCAACAUUAAGCAACAUAUCAGCAUAGCACAUUUGUGCUAGUUGUAACACUUGCUUUAAAACAACCAGAUUACCAUACAGUAAAAAUUGAUACAUUAAUUUUGGAGCAGAUGGUUUUGUAUAUGCUUAUAUUUGUUUUGCCAACAAAUCCCAUUAAAAAGUUUUUUCACUAUCAGCAAAGCUUUGACUAAAAUAAAGUGUGAAAUGUAAACAAAAUAACUUUUUUUAAGCCGUAUAUUUAAAAAAAAUAUCUAAUUUGAUUUAUUUAAUUUUUUUGUGUUAGCCUGUAUUGACCAUAAAGGUUUGGACGCACUUUAGUCUCAGUGCAUAGAAUUAUUUUUAAAAAUACAAGGUGUUGUUUUAGAAACACAAUUUUUAAAAUCAAUUUUUCCGAAGGAUGAUUUCAAAAAUAAAGUUGCUGAAAAUUAUAAAUAAAAAGAUUUUGACUCAAAAAUUAUGGACACCUUGUUUUUUAAAAUCUCUAUAUUUUCUGAUAUAAAUCUCCCUUCGGUAGCUCAAACUAUUUCUUUUGCAUGAUGCUUAGCAUGGCAUAGAUUUUCAUGACUGUUUAUAAAUAUCAAUUUAUUCACAGUAUAACCACUUUAUUAAUCUUUAUUUAAUUUAUAUAACACAUAAUAUCUUUUCCUAAUACUAUAUUGGGGCUAUUUUAAAAUAAUUUUGUUUCAUAUUUUAUUGUCGGAUUAGGAGUUUUGAGAGAUUCUGGGGUCCUUGGCAUGCUAUUGGGAAAUGUUGUAAAUACUAUAAUGGCAUUUCACUUUCUUAAGAUUACAUCCAAUCAGAACUUGUUUUUUUAAUUUUGUGUAAUUUUGGGGAAGAACUCCAAGAAGUAUUAAAAAGAAAAGUCUUAUAAUUUGUAAUUUGAAGCUUUAUUUAAAGUGCUGCAUAGGUGAUCGUCAUCUAAAAUCUUUAUUAUAUUUUAGCUUUGCUUCUAACAUUAAACAUCUCUGAAAAGCAUUUGCAAAGCAUGUAAUGAUAAACAAACAUGUAAACAGUAAUUAAAAUAAAUUUAAUCCUAUAUAAUUUGUGGUAUUUGAACAUGUAACAUGAGUUUGUGGUAGACCUAUGCCUAGAGUGGUAUUAAAUAAUAGGACAGCAAAGAGACUCAUUGGGAUAAUCUAUGUGUUGUAAGGUUAGCAGUAAGAAACAAUAAAACUGUCCAGUAUUCCCACCCAAAAAGAGCUCACAGUUCAUUGACUGAUGUUAACCAAUAACCAACUAUGUUCCUUUUUUACUUAAUGGGUCUGCCUCUUCAGCAGUUUAUAGAACAGUUGUUAAACUUACUUUAGAAAAAAAUUUCGUUCAUUUCCAUUUUGCAACAAUAGUCUUAAUUGAAAUAUUUAUACAGUGUCGAGUGGAAAGGAGCUUGGGUUGUUUGUAUCGGUGUGGUACUCGCUACACAAGAGUUGCAGAUAAAUGUUAUUUCCUAUGUUUUGUCAGAAUAUGACAUUUAAAAUUCUUUUGAUAUUGUACAGACGUGUGCAUGUCUGUUUGGUGUUGUGUAUGUGUACAUGUGUUUCACAGACUCCUCAGUGCCACACGAAUCUGGGGGGACUGACCCAGGGGAGACAACCCCUCCCCUCACCAAGCAGAGGGCAAACACAGAGUCCCACAACAUUGAUUCUAGUCACUUGGAGACCCCCAACUCUAAAUAUAGCACACCAAUACAUGGGCGGCCCCGGCCUGUCCCGCCUAAAAAGAACAGCACAACCACAGGUAUAUUAUAUUAAACAGCUCUAUGACAGGUAAACAUUGUCUCUUGAAAUGGCAAAAUAGAUAUCUGUGUUCAAAAAAGAGGGUGAUCUGAAACUGGCUCAUUAUUUUCUCAUUUUUUCGGUAAUUAUAUCAUUUAUCUGUAAUGGAUUUCCUAUAGAUCAGCAUAUUCUUGUGCGUAAUAAUAAAAGUUAUAACUGAUCUGCUUAGAUCAUUUCAUCUUAUGAGGUAUCUUAUACUUUGACCUUAGCUAUUAUAACUACAUUUCCACACAAAUCAUUGUGAUUUACAAGUCUGGAGUAAAUCACCCUCUUACAGCAUAUAUCUCGCUAUUGCCUUCCAGGGACAACAAAGUAAACGAUUAAAAAAUGUUACAAAAUUUAUUUUUUUGAGUCAGCUUCAUGUUUUCAAGGAUUGGGAAAAGUAAGUUUGUUAAAAUAAGAAAUUAGAAAGUUGAAAUUUACUUCAUUAUUUUUUUUAUUAUAUAUUUUUUUAAUAUAAAAAUAUAAUUUUUUUAAAAAUGAGAGCUUUGUGUUUUGUGCUUGUAAGACUUUAACCAAAUUUGCUGUAUAAUUUGCAGGAUAGACUGUUGCAUCUUUUAAUACAUUUUGUUAAUGUGGUCUAAAUAUUUUUUUCCUAUGUAGCUUCUAAUUUUAGUUGUUUUCAACCAACUCCUUAGAUGGAAUUUAAAUUUGGCUUCUUUAAUGCUUUAUUUUGGCUUACUUAACACAAGUGAAAUGUUUAGUGUUUCCUAAUGGAACUAUGAACAUCAACUCUUGUUGUGUGUUUUUGUGUAUUUAAAUAGAUUUUUUCAAAAUGAUAUGUUUGGAUGUGUUAAAUGUAAAUUUUUAAAAAAUAUUAUAAUUCGGAUAUAAUAUCAAUACUUUAUCAUUUUUUAUUUUAAUUUUUUGGGUCUAUAUAAAUGAACGUAAAUUGGAUUUGGUUUCAGUUUGAAUUUGUGUAUUGCAUGGAAGUUGGUUUUGUAGUAUUGAAAGCAUUUUUAAAAAUAAUGUAUAUAAAUAUUAUUAUUUUAUCCUUAAUGAUUAAAAUGUACAAUCAAUGAAAAAUACUCUUUCAGACCUCAAGGAGAUCUCUUUGAAAACCUUCAUGAUUGUUUUAUUUAACUAUAACUUAUGGCCUCUCAACAAUCUGAUUGCAUACAUGCUCUUCAGAUUGCCUAACACAAAUGAAUUCAAGGAUAUUGUACUAUUUUAAACGUCUUGGUCUAGGUGUAGACACAAAAAUGAUCUUGUCAUUAGUUUUGAUCCUCGUGUUGUAAAGUCUCAAAUAGUGGGGUAAUACUUGAAGGAACAAAUUUAAUGGUUUUGGAAGUGGUGAAAAAAAAAAUGUAAGAAUUGAAUUUGCAAGAAAUUUUCAUUGUACUUUUUGCCUUUACUAAUUUUACUAUUGGGUUACUAAGACUAAGGUGUAUGUGAAAAAAAAGGGAGUUGGGAGCUAGUUUGUUAUCAUAGCGCUGAAAGAUCAGUAAUACUUCUGGAUUUGUUUAUCUUUGACUAUUUCAAAAUCUAAAUAAUCUAAAUUCUUAGUUGUCGGUCUACUUUACCAGUGAUUAUUUUUGUUUAUUCAGUCAAAUAGUCUUAUUGUUAAUGUUAGAUCUCAAUAAAAUGAAUAAUGUUACCCUGUUUUUUUUUUGCCUUUCACUUAAAUCAUGAGGCUGAUUUGGAUAUUGAAAUUUCCCAUUAGCAAGGAAUCAUCUUGACUGUUUAUGACCGAAUUCUUCUAUUGUAAAGUUAUUGUGGUAAAGUAAAAUCCCUUUGAGGUGAAAUGGUUGAUGAUAUGCUAUACACAGCUAUACAAUUUGGAUGUGAGGGUUGUCUGAAACAACUGUGUACACAAGGCACUCUGAGCUCUUUAUUCAUCUCACCAUUGUAUGUUUUUGUUGUCUUGAUAACACAGUCCCUGCUGUGUUGAUAGGCCAGCUGCAACCACCGCCCGGGUCUGUGCCAGAAGGGGCAGCCGCGGCUGGCGGAGUGUUUGUUGAAAGACCAAAUGAUAUUACCGGAGGGCAGAGCCACGGCCCACCAACACCACCACCUAGACCACCUCAUGGCAGGAGUAUGUCAGUUGAUGUGAAAUCAAGUAAGUUCAUCUACAUUUAGCGUGCUGAACAUCAUUUAUAUAUAUGUAGCUGUGAUUGGGACAGCAAAAAAGAGGAACUUUUGUCUUAUUUUCCAUUUACCUUUCAGAAGUUGUAUUUAUAAACAACACUUGAUGAAAAAGUUCUUAGCAGCUCCGUUUAAAAGCUCCCCUUCCCAAACUUAUUCAUCAUAUCAGAUAUAUUAUAAUAAAAAAUUCGCGGGUUACAUUUUUCCCCAACCCUCUUGUCUGCCUUAUUAACAUAAUUUUCAUGUAUCCACUCGUUAAUUCUAUUGAUUUGUUAUUUUGUUUCACCAUAUUGGUCCCCUUCUCCACAUUUUUUCACAUAAUUGUUUCGGUUCUUGUUUGUGUAAAGAAGGAAUUUGUGCCCAGCCUUUUUUAUUUGUCUUUGCGUUUUGUUUUCAGUCAUUAGGCUAUGAAUCUUGUAAAAUUUAAUUUCAUUUGCUUGGUAUUUGAUGAAGGCUUGUAGCUGAAAUAUACUUAUGUACUUCUAUUUUGUCUUACUAUACUUGGUACCUACACAAAAAGAUUUUAUCAUAUUUCACAUAUAUUACAUCACUGUUUAUCCACAAUCCCAUCCAAAGUCAGCAGUACUCUUUUAACAACAUUAUUUUAAUCCACAAUCCUAUCCAAAGUCAGUAGUUCUCUUUUAAUAACAUUACUUUCAUCCUCAAUCUUAUCCAAAGUCAGUAGUUCUCUUUUAAUAACAUUACUUUCUUCCUCAAUCUUAUCCAAAGUCAGUAGUUCUCUUUUAAUAACAUUACUUUCUUCCUCAAUCUUAUCCAAAGUCAGGUGUUCUCUUUUAAUAACAUUACUUUCUUCCUCAAUCUUAUCCAAAGUCAGUAGUUCUCUUUUAAUAACAUUACUUUCAUCCUCAAUCCCAUCCAAAUUCAGCAUAUUCUUUUAACAACAUUACUUUCAUCCUCAAUCUUAUCCGAAGUCAGUAGUUCUCUUUUAAUAACAUUACUUUCAUCCUCAAUCUUAUCCAAAGUCAGUAGUUCUCUUUUAAUAACAUUACUUUCAUCCUCAAUCCCAUCCAAAUUCAGCAUAUUCUUGUUAACAACAUUACUUUUAUCCUCAGCCCCACAGCUGAUUGCCCCAGCUGUUCCCCCCAGAGUUUCACCAAAAGAAGUCAGUCAUGUAAGUGUGUAACUCGUCAUGAGAUAUUUAUCAAUGGAAUCUCAUCUCACUGCUACAACUCAAGAGUCAUUUCAGUGUUAAGGAAAUAGGACAAUUUAUAAAAUAAACUUGAAGAAUUAAAAAUAAUUUUUGUUUUAAAGUAUGCGUACAUUGUAGUUUCUGUUCUCAAUAUUCCUUUUUUUUUUAAAGACUUCAAAAUUUAAUAUUAUUUUAAAAGUAUGCAAGCAAUGAACUAGAUUUUAAAAUAUCUUUUUUACUGAAAUGCUUUUAUUUAUUUUGUUUAUAAAGACCUGAAAUUAUAUUUUAAACAAUUAUAUUCAAUUUUUUCUCCAGGUCCAGUUGUUAAGUCAGAAGCCAGGGGAGGCAAUCACAGGUGGUGUUGAGGUAAUUUUUCUGUGGCUAUAUUGGAAUACAUUUCUUACACAAAUUUGACUGUGAGGAAGGAAAUAAGAACUAUGUAAUUCAUUUGAAUUUUUCCCUUAUUGUUGAAGAAUCCAAUAGUUCUAAGUUUUUAAAUAAUCUUCCUUAUAGUAAAAGUUGUCAAAUGUUUGUGUAUCUUCCCCAGUCACCCAUUUAAGAAAAACUACAAUGUUUAUUUGUUGUCUUGUCUUAGCUGUGUCGUGUUAAUUAAACUAAGUUUUGUCUGAAUCAUGUUGUUUUGUCUGAACUUAGGGUGUGUUGUCUUAACUAAGUUGUUUUGUGUGAACCAUGUUGUGUUGUCUGAACUAUGGUGGGUUGUUUAGGAAAGUUGUCUAUUGAUUCCUUCUAUAUGUACACACUUGCCCCAUCAAUUGUUAACCAAAGUAUUCUUUUGGAAUAUGUACAGACUUGUUGAAUUGUGUUAGAUUUAAACGGACCAAAUACAUUACUCAAGUUAAUUACUUUUUUAAACUAUCAGGGUAAAACACGGCUCCUAAUUAAAUAUAUGUCCAUGUUUCAGUAUUUGUGUUGUUCUCUACUUAAAGUAUUUUUCAUUUCAACCAUUGAUUUUCAGGUGUACAAUGAUGUAUAUUGUAUUCAUAAGUCAUUCCUUAUCAAUGGGCUUUAGCUAAAGAGUCAUUGUUUUAAAGCUAUCACUGAAUGAUUGAAACAAGUACAUUUGUCAGGCUAUCACUGAAUGAUUGAUACAAAUACAUUUAUCAGGCUGAGCACUGCCAGGGUUUUCAUGCAGUUGAUUUCCUUUCAGCAUAAGCCACUUUCUAAAAACAUACAGUCAAUGGUGCAGACGCACCGCCGAAGUGUGUCCUUAGGCGUGAAAUUGGUGAGACUCACUCAUUGAAAAAUCUUAGGGAAACCAUUUGUUCUAAUCAAGCUAGCCAGGUUUUGGGAUCAGCUUGUAACAUGUAUCACUCUGUCAUUUUAUUUGGCCACAACCAGGGAAUUCUAUCAUUUUAUUUCCCCACAACCAGGGAACUUCGCAUGGCUCAAACUUUACCUUUUCUUUAAUAUGGUCUCAUUUAUUUUGAUUAGUUAAAUAAACUUUACAUGUAAAGAUAAUAUAUUCCCGAACGUUUAGUUCAUGUAUUUUUAUUUAUCCCAUGGAAUUAUCUUUUCAAUAAACUUUCUAAAGAGUGGCAUAAUAAUAAAGAAGUCAAUUCAUUUUUUGGGGUUAAUUUUAAUUAUUAAGCAAAUUUUUAAACCUUUCCCAGUCAUUCGUUGCUCAAUACAACAACAACUAACCUGAAACAUCUAAAUUGUCACUACUAAAUGUAUUAAAUAUUUUUUUAGCAUCAGUUAAUUCAUUCAUUCCAUUAAAUUCUCAUUGCUAACUAAUUAAUGAUUAAACUUUAGAAGCCAGUUAUUCAUAAUUUUAGUCUUCGAUGCCAAGAACUCAUGGGUCUGUAUGAGAGUUUUUUUUUUUUUAACAAGUUUUAUACGGUACCAUGGUUUUAAAAUGAGGAGGGAAGGAAUCCUAACAUAUUUUCAAUAUCUUUCACAGUAAUAUUACAAACUCUUAACUAAUUAUUGAUAUUGUUUUGGAACUUGUUUGUAAAAGGCAUUCAAAUGACCAGAAAGGUGAAGUAACAACUAAAAGAAUGAAGACUAAGUAAUGCUCAAACUAAGCUAUAAAUGAUUUUGUAUAGCUUAUUGUAACACAUCUAACACCCAAACACACAUCCGAUACAGUUCAACCGGUUCUCUCUACUUGUACAUCACAAAUUUCCACUUCGCACUCGCUAACAAAGGGUUGACCAAGUAGUAGAUUUAAAUAGAGAGAGAAAAGGUAAGGCAAUGUAAGGGAAAAUAUAAUAAAUAGCUCGAAAACUAUUGUAGCCCAUUUUCUUGAAAUAUAUAUUCUUGCCUACAGCCCACUAAAAUAUUACCCAAGUCAUUAUGUUUCAGAGCUGACACCCGUAAACAAGAAAACACGUUCCCAUUUAAGGCUAGUUUGAAAGAACUUAUAGGGAUUUGAUAUAAAUAUAUAACAUUUAGUUGUAACACACCCUCUCUUAGGAAAAAAAUUGGCCAUUAGAGGCAUUUUUUUUUUUUUACCAUUGACAGCAUUUUUUUUAUAAAGUAUAAUAAUAUACCUGUAGUAUAAAAUAAUAUUUAGCCUUAUUAGAUGGUAACACCCAAAUAACCUAACAAAUAAAACCAUUCUCAAAUAAUGACUAAAAAUGAUAUCAUUAUAGCUGAUAUUUUUUUCAAUUCAAACUUUAAAAAACUUGUUCAUGAGAACAAGUACAAGGAGCAUCCAUGAUUAAAAUAGUGGAUUUCCAUGGUGCAUGUUUUGUCUUGAAUUUUAAACAUACAGAUUUAAUUUUACAAUGCACAAUUUUUACACCUGAUUUUUUUUUGUACAAUGACGGUCUGGGAAUUAAUUUAUAAUUUUUGUGAGGGUAAUUUCAUUAAAUUGUCGACCUUUUUAUUUCAAAUUUGUAAUUUUUUAUGAAACACUGAUUGAAUUAUUACUUAUGUAUGUGGGAGAUGUUAUUUGUUGUAAUAAAACCUAUUUAUAUCUUGUAACAUAUAGUUGAGCAUAUUUCACUACAUUUUUAAUGGCUAAGAAGUAAUCUUACAAAAUGUAAUGGUUUGUAUAAUCACAGAUUCAUGAAAAAAUAAAACAAAGGCUAGCAUGACAUUUUUGGCUCAUAGCGUAAUUGUUGUAAUUAGUAAUAUAACUUCAUAAUCAAUAGGUUGCAAAUAAUCUUUUAUUUACAAAUUGUUUAUUUGAGAAAAUUAUUAUAUGAUUAUUAUUAUUAUUAUUUCUAUGUGAUAUUUCUGAUUUAAAUGACUUUAAAUAUUUAAAAAAAUGAUAUUAUUGAUAUACUUCUUUUUUUUUUUAUUUUUUUUUUUUAAACUUUAUAAAUAAUUGUCAGACUCAGAUUUAAACAACCUUUUUCAUCUCACAUUUUCAAAUGCAGUGAAAUAAUACACAACUAUCAAUACCUGGAUUUAAGAAUGAAGUGAUUAUUUUUGUAUGUAGUUCAAGGACAAAAUUGUAUCUUGUUUUGCCUAGAUUUAUUGUACCAAAUAACCAUUAUAACGAACUACCAUAAAACUUGUCUUAGGGAAUAUGUGUUCUAAACAAUUAACAGAGAUAUAAACAAUAAUUCCACAGGGCUUUGCUGCCGCUCCACCAGAGUUGCCACCAGGUAAAUAAAUAUUGACUUGUAUUGAAUUUCAUACAUGCAUUUCAUCUUUAUGUUAGUCUGAAGCCUGAACACGGGAAACUUCAACACUGUAUCAUAAAGUCUUUUAUUUCAAUGAGGAAUUCAAACAUAGUAACAUAAAGUAUUUAAAAAUUCAUAUCUGCCAUUGAAAAGAAAAUUAACAUAAUAAAUAUAAUACACUCAAGACAUUUAAAUAAAAUAAUUUUGUAGUUUUCAUUUUAAUAAACCAUGAAAUCCUCUUGUUUUAUUUUUAAAAUUAUUAAUCUGUACAUUGCAAUCCAAACAUUUCCAUUUAUUUAGAUCAAUAAAAUAAUCCAUAUCUUAUCAUUUAAAUUUCUUUUUUUUUGUAAUGUUACAGAAAACAUUGAGACAGCAUUGGUUGAGAAGGUAAUUUAGCAGUUUUAAUUUUUAUUUAUUAUUGCAAAUGACACACUAGUUGAGAAACCUUAAAUUUCUUAAUUUGUCAACAGGCCAUGUUUAUAAAAAAUGAAAGCAUAUUCAAACUUCCAAUACUUGAACUUUUCUCACGAUGUUGAAUUAAAAUUUCUUUUAUUUGUUAUGAUCCAGCAAUAAUUAAAAAAUUAUAAAUGUAUUUUCCUAACACAGGACAGAGCAGAUGAUGAGGACAGCACACCAGACAGUGCAGUCAGAGAACGACUUCAUCCCAAGCCUGCUAUGGCUAUCAGGUACAGUUCCCUCUGUUACAUGCGAUACAGUUACAUUUUUGGCAUGAUGCAAUAUGACAAAUUAAUGAUGAUGCUACAGAUGCCAUGGGAAGAAAUAGACAAACACCCCCCCCCCCCCUUCCCCCAAUUUGGCAUGUAAUGAAUAACAGUCAAUUACAAAUGACAGGAUUAUAAUAAUAAAUUGUAAAUUACAUUUUUGGCAUGAUGCAAUAUGACAAAUUAAUGAUGAUGCUACAGAUGCCAUGGGAAGAAAUAAACAAACACCCCCCCCCCCCUUCCCCCAAUUUGGCAUGUAAUGAAUAACAGUCAAUUACAAAUGACAGGAUUAUAAUAAUAAAUUGUAACAAAAAAAAAUUCAAAUUAUGUUUUUGACUCUUUUUAAAAUAGUUAUGAAAGAAAAGAAAAAUGCUUUUAGAAGUUUUAAGUCCCCUUAGUAAACAUUUUACUGGUCACCUGGUGUAGGACUGAGUUAAACCUUUUAACUAAAUGAAGAAGAACUUAUGUCAUGUAUUAUUGACAGUCAUCAAGGGCAGCUUUUCCAAAAGUUUUAAGUUUGGCAGACUGGUGGACAGGUUUCGACAUUGCAUCAGGGACCACUGCCAGAUUUAUUCAUUAUAUUUUAUUUGAUUAUAAAUGUUCAGACCAGCAACGUAAGGCUCACUAUAUGGGGAACGCUGAAUUAGUUAUAAUUUCAAUAAAUUCUGUCACAUCCAUCACAAUGUCAUAUAUGUAUUUUAUUGUAUAUUGACAGACAAGGGAGCCGUGAUCGCAGGGAUAUCCACAUGGCUGUUCGCACCCACAAGGAGCGCAACACAAUGUUGACGAGACUCAACAGCGAGCUGAAUCAAGAACUUCAGGAGGUGAUGGAGCAGCGCAUCGCGUUAGAGAUACAGCUGGAGCACCUGCGGCCUUUCUCCAGCUAGCAGAAGACGGCCGUUGCGUAGAAGGACUGAUCAACUUAAGGGCAUUGUCACUGUAACAAUUACAACUUUGACCUCCUGAGGACUCCUGCUUGUAUUCAUUCCUCCUAAGUUUGUUACAUUUGGAUGGUUUCACCUAUUGGUAGUAUACCUAGUAUUAAUUAUACCAUCAAGGAUGUUUUUAAAAAUGUUUUCAUUUUCAAAAAAAAAAAAUUAUUAUUGCAUGACUACUUAACAAUAUCACAUAAUAAUUUGUUCCUAAAAAAAGAAUAUGAAAUAACAUCUGCGCUGUUAAUUUAGAUAUGUUUCAUUUCAGUUGACAUGAAAUACAUUAGGAUUCAAUCCUUUUUGGCCCCAAAUAAUUGGAUGAUUGAAUAAUGUCAUGUGUAGAAGAGUACAUAAUUAUGUUGUGUUCUUACCACAUCAACAGCUGUCUUGAUUAACCAGAUGUCCCUGAUGCAUUUCCUGUUUGCUUUUGAGGAAAAAAAAUGUUGUGCUCCCAUGAAAUAUGUUGUUUUUUUCAAGUUACCUGUAUCAUAUCAGGACUGGAAUGUUAAAAGACAACUAGAUUUUUACAAUUUUUUAGUUCAUAUGAAAACAGACCCUCUGUGAAGACAAUAGCUGUAGUCUUAGUCAUAACCGCAGACCCUAAGUUGUGAAUUAAUUUUUUUACUUUAGCUCUGUUAGAAAUAUUGUAAACUCUAGGAACAAAAGCACACAAUGAAAUUAUAAUAUGAUAUUUGGGUCGGGAUAAGAGCUUGCUUUCAACACUUUGUCUUGGUAGUAGUCAAGUCCUCUUAGAGUCCUGAGUGUCAUGUUUUGGUAGUAGUUUAGUCCUCUAAGAUUCCCAAGUGUCAUCUGUUGCCAGGUUAGUCUCAUGUCAACGUGUUUUGGGAACCUUUUAAAUAAACUUCUCGGACUUGUUGUUGACUGAAGAACAGAAAGAGUUCUCUGUCGUCUGUAAUAAAACUGUGAAAAAUGUGAAAACAAAAUGAAUAAGUAUAAGCAGAGAAGGUCUGAGGGAAGAAGAAGACCAUGUGAUGUGAGUUAGAUUUAGAUCUGUGUUAUGUCAAUGAUAACCUUGUGUCCUUUCAGUGUCCCGUGUUACCGGAUUGUAUCUACAGUGUAUUAAACAAAUAUCUCACUGAGCCCUCUAUCAAUGCAAGGCUUGGAAUAACAUUGUAUGUAAUGGGUAAUGUAUCCAAAUGCUGUAAGAAAACACUAGAAGUAAAAACAGCUGAAUCUACUUGAUUCUGGACUCUCUCAUGUUACAAAAGCCCAUGCCUGUAAGGGUUGACAGUAUUAAACAGAACAUUGACUUAAUCUCUAGUCAUUCCCAUCAUUUGGAUACAAGGCUUACCAUAUUUUCCAUUAGAUAUAAAGCUAUUCAGGCAUGAAAUGAUUGCAUUCUUUUAUAUGGAGCUCUGUUCACAAUGGCAUUAAAGCAGUGUUACUCAUAGUAUGCCACAGGCUGUCAUCACAGUACGUCCUGUAACUUUGAUAUAACUUUGGCAUUAAAGCAACAGUUAUCAAUAAACUAUUGGCAGUUCAGUGUGCGUACAUUGAAAAGCAUUGCCUUGUUACAUUGGAAAAGUAUCCCUUGAAAAUAGUGGUAGAAUGAGAGGCACGAUGAGUAGGCAUUGUUGUGAUUGAUUGUUGAGAAAAUACUAAGUUGUUACAAGUGACAGCAAUGAGAUGCAGGCUUCGGUCACCUCCCAACUGCACUUGAUUCUUAGCACCGUAGUGCAAACGCACCCUUAAUAAGAAAUAAACCUACAGGCCACGAAGUAAACAUAAAUUAUUUAGUCUUAAAUGUUGUAUUCUGUUCAGUAAACAGAUCUAAAGAGUGAGUGUGUACAGAGUUGUAUGAUGUUGGAGGGUGUAUGCCUCCCCAUGCAUUUAUGUUGUGCUGACUAGCAAUACAAUGUUGCUUAUAUUUAUGUACUGAUAGAAAGGAUACUUGUUCAUUCAAGGGGAGACUUGAAGCAGGAUUGGAAACAUUGUCUGAGAUUUGCUGGUUGUGAAUAAACUAUUGGAGGCAGGUUUAAUUAUUCUGUUUAUAAAUAGUUUUUUUGUUUGUUUGUCCCAUUGAUUUUCCAAUCAUUUUGUUACAAUGUCUGAGUGGUUUUAAUCAUAAACAAAAAGAAUAUAAAGCCAAUUUAUCUGC
Lymnaea stagnalis (great pond snail) is the source of this 32288-nucleotide messenger RNA. Lineage: Eukaryota; Metazoa; Mollusca; Gastropoda; Lymnaeidae. The record is from the annotation of a GenBank genome assembly.